Messenger RNA from Suillus plorans, 1411 nucleotides. RefSeq lists its product as uncharacterized. The record is from RefSeq and is a predicted model, not a curated record. NCBI's taxonomy places the organism in Eukaryota, Fungi, Basidiomycota, Agaricomycetes, Boletales, Suillaceae. Bases 379 to 1179 code for a protein of 266 amino acids. The transcript has 4 exons.
AAAUCUAGGGUGACCUCACGGAAGUCCAAGCCUUUUUCUACUCGGAUAAACGCAGCCCCGCCUCAGGCUCAAUAUUGUUGGUGUCUGCCGGAUCUCGCUUUCGACAAUGUCAAUUUGAAUACUUGGCGGUCUACAUGGCCUUCUUAAUGCCGAUAACUUGAGGAGUUAGAGUGGAACCGGUAGUCUUGAAGGAUAACUACUACUCGGACUCUCAACUUGCCCUGAAAAUUUUACAUAGCCUAUCGCCGACCAUGAUAAUCUUAAUCGACUCAUAAUCGAAUAAGAAUCGUGCUCUCAUGUGUUAAAAUAUCUUCACGGGUAGUGACUCAUCCCUUGUCCCGACUUGUCCUCCCAGGUUUCUUCGUCAACAACUCCCUCAUGUCGGGCAAGCAGGAUCUUGAGAGUAAUGACUCUACGACCCUAACGAGCUGGAAGAAAUACCUAUUGACCGAUAUCGAUGGAGACAAAGCCACCGCUCCGCUGUCUGCAUAUUGUUUUAUGACUGGUUUUAUUGACGCUGUCUGUUUCUCUGCCAUUUUUGUAUGGUGUGCUUUUCAAACCGGAAAUACUGUACAGCUCGGCCUUGCCCUCGCCCGCCUUUUCAAUGGCCAACACGACUACUCUUUCCAUAUCGCAGAUCAACAAGCCCUCUGCUCUCUCAUCACAUUCAUCAUUGGCGCAUCCAUUGCCCGCAUCGGCGACAAGAUGGGUUGUAAAACCCGGGCAUGGCUGGCUCUCGGCACUAUGAUCCAGACCCUCUUCACCAUGGCUGCAGCUAUCGCCAUCUGGAAGAAUGGGCAGACGAGUGUUGCGGAUUCACGUGCUGACCCAGCAUGGACCAAUACGUUGUCCUUUGUCUGUGUUGGCUUCAUGAGCGCAAGCAUGGGUCUCCAAGGGAUCAUGGGUAAGAGGACGAACACGCAGUUUACCACCACGGUGGUAUUGACGACGACAUGGUGUGAGCUGAUGGCUGACCCUCAGCUCUUUAACUUUCGUCGGCUCGUCAUCUCCCGGGAUCACAAGAUCCUUGCCAUCGGCUCGUUGUUCUUGGGCGGGCUUUUGGGACGUGCAUUAGUCGAUGUAAUAGGCUCCGCCAGUACUCUUGGUGUUGGCACGGGUUUGAGGUUUAUUGUUAGCAUCUGGUGGCUCUUUGUCCCCGGCAAGGCAGCCAAGCGGUAACCGCCAAAGUCCGUAACAUUUACUGUAAUAAGCAAACAUAGAUGGGUUGUAGAACUGAUACGAGUAUUGUAUUUUGUUCGAUCUCUAACGCUUAGCAUCGAUGUGGACUUGACACAUCAAUAUGAACUGACCUGUAGCUUCACACCUUACAACUUUUGCGGGAGGGUUAACAAUAUAUAGAUUACGUCAUCUCUGCAUGCACACGGAAUUAUCUUGUGAAGGUUCGAGAAGU